UUAAAUGUAAACCUUUGAUAGGGGAUUUGCAGCUACCUUGUUACUCAAAGAGCCCUGAAAAUACUGAGGCCAUUGCAUACCGGUGUCUCUUACAGUCGACUCCUUAACAUGGCCAUGGACUGAAAGUAGUUGUGGCACGCCGGCCGGUAAAUGCCCGCGGUGUCGCUGACAUUUAUGACUAUUUUGGGAAUGCUAGCACACAAGACAAGGACGUACCGUGCGGUCAGAUUUUGUUCAUGCCGAAGUUCACAGAAAAUAUAGAGUCGGGGCCCGACACCGAAAAGGUGACGGUUAGCACGGAAGGCGUGGUCGCGUGACGUUCCGUGUUUAUGUCGUUUGAGCCAGCUGUCCACAAGUUAACCUGCAAGACCUCCAAACCGUGGACUGUAAACGCGUGUUGAGAGUCAACCCUGCCAGGGUGCCAUGGUCCUCCGUUACACAUGAGCUCUACUAUGUGGUACAUCAUGCAGAGCAUUCAGAGUAAAUACUCCUUGUCCGAGCGACUCAUCCGCACCAUUGCAGCCAUUCGUUCAUUCCCACACGACAAUGUGGAAGAUCUUAUUCGUAAGGGAGCUGAUGUGAACCGCAUGCAUGGCACUCUCAAACCGCUGCACUGUGCCUGUAUGGUGGCUGAUGCUGACUGUGUGGAGUUACUGUUGGAGAAGGGUGCAGAGGUAAACGCUCUGGAUGGCUACAACCGUACCGCGCUGCACUACGCUGCAGAGAAGGACGAGAGCUGUGUGGAGCUGCUGCUGGACUACGGUGCCCAACCAAAUGCCCUGGAUGGCAACAAGGACACUCCUCUCCACUGGGCUGCCUUCAAAGAUAACCCAGAGUGUGUGAGGGCCCUGCUGGAGAGCGGGGCCUGUCCCAAUGCUCGGGACUACAACAAUGACACGCCUCUGAGCUGGGCAGCAAUGAAAGGCAAUCUGGAAAGUGUCCGAGUUCUGUUAGAAUACGGAGCGCAGGUACAUGUGACCAACCUGAAGGGCCAGACCCCUAUCUCCCGACUGGUAGCCCUGUUGGCCCGGGGCCUGGGCACUGAGCAGGAGGAGGAGUGCUUGGAUCUGCUCUGCCGAGCAGCAGGGCGGUUUGAUAUCCGACGGGCCGACGGCACCCUUCCCAAAGAGCUAAGUAAAGAUCCCCAGCUGCUGGCCAGGCUCACUGACAUGGUGGCUCAGGCUCCCACGCUUCGCUCCCUGGCGCGCUGUGCCGUGCGGCAGAGCCUCGGCGCACAGUUCCUCCCCUCUGCUGUGAGUGAGCUUCCUCUACCAGAGACCAUCAAAGACUACCUGCUGCUGAGAGAGUGAUGUUGAAAUGAUCUGGGUGUUCUCAGACCUCACUGGUUGAUGAUCAAUCAUUCUACUAGAUUUAUUGUCAAGGAAGGGGGUCCGCUGAGUCAGAGGACAUGGUCUGACUUUGGCCCUGGUUUUAUCAAACCUUCUUGAAACUUAAUACAAAUGUAUGUACCGAGAGAGAUGAGCAAAAUCCUGUCUUUUUAAUUAUUUUGUCGUUAGACAAUGAAUAAGCAUUUAUUUAAGUGUGGUUGAUCAGUUAGAUCGGUGUAAGAAAAAGGAUCAGGCCUGCACCUCCCCAUUUAGUCUAAUUCAACAGGAAGAGCAACAUCGUUGUAUUGCUCCAUUAAAGGAAUGGGCAGGGCGGAAACUAACUUGUGUUCAGCUGAUCUAAAUGUGCUAAUUAAGAGCCCUCAAUUCUUGGUUCAAUUUUGUUGGGUGAAUUCACAGUAUAUUAGACUAUCACUUAAAAAGGCCAUUCUCAACUUUGAAGAGUGAUAAAAAACCCAAGAUUUGUGUGUGUGUGCGUAUAUUUCAGUUGAACUUAUUGUUAAACUGUUAUGCCCAGUGAUGCAAGAUGUCUUGUACAUCAAGUAGUGCAAAGCAAAUGUUUUAUUCGCUUGUUAUAUUUUAUGUACUCUGUAUCUUAGUUUAAAUAGCCACCUGUUUGUCAGCAAUAUUUUGAAAGCAGCACACACUUUUGAGGAGUAAAGAAAGAAUAGUGCCAGAUUCAAAUUUUCUUAUUUAUGGUUAGGCAGCAGAAGGUUGUUGAAUAUUAUUAUUGGUUUUGUUCAAUGUGCCACUUUAGUCUUCUAAAAAUACUCACUGCUGACAGCUGAGUAUUACCCACAUUUCCUCUCUUGUAUAUGAUUAACUAAUUAUUUGGGCUCUCUUCAUAAAGCGUGUGGUUCCGGUUGCCAAGUUGGUAAAAAGAUGUUUUCCGUUUUUUAAGACAGACAUUUGUUUUCUUAACCUGCAAAAGUUAAGGUUUUCAAGGGUGCUCUCUGGUUCCAGAUUUAAAUUUAAUUUUUUAAUGUUAAAACCAUAGAAUGGCUUGUGAGCUAAGUUUUUGUUAUUUAGGACACACUAAAUUAGGUUGGAAAAUACGGCGUGUUAAAAUUAAUAAUUUAAUGUCUUUAUUUUGUUUGCCUGUUCUGCAGAUGUGUAAAAGUUAACCCCAAGAUUAUGUCUUGUACCUAAAAAGGUUAUUCUUUGUUAAUGUACUUCGAGUAAAUGCCUUCAUAUUCCAGUCAUAGCCAACCUUUUUUUUCUGUUUUUCCUCACAAAAUAUAUCAUUAUGUUGGUAUACAACAUAAAUACAGCAAAGAUGUGAGUAAUUUAUAACAGCCAGAGGUUUUUAUUUAGCUAUAGUGAAACAUGUGUGUCGGCAGAGAAUCACUGGCUGUCCCUUUUAGUUUCCUGCUUGCCCUGAGCACGUUCAAUUCUCAAGUGAUCCUUUAGGGGUCUCUCUGACCAAAUCUCUAAAUUUACAGACAUGAAACUGCAAGAGGAUGAAAUGUUCGGUCUCUCCUGUAUUU
Menidia menidia (Atlantic silverside) is the source of this 2833-nucleotide messenger RNA. The record is from the annotation of a GenBank genome assembly. Lineage: Eukaryota; Metazoa; Chordata; Actinopteri; Atheriniformes; Atherinopsidae.